This is a messenger RNA of Paramisgurnus dabryanus, 1202 nucleotides long. RefSeq names its product thromboxane A2 receptor (gene tbxa2r). Gene Ontology annotation, cellular component: plasma membrane. Gene Ontology annotation, molecular function: thromboxane receptor activity. Lineage: Eukaryota; Metazoa; Chordata; Actinopteri; Cypriniformes; Cobitidae. The record is from RefSeq and is a predicted model, not a curated record. Gene Ontology annotation, biological process: positive regulation of vasoconstriction; adenylate cyclase-activating G protein-coupled receptor signaling pathway; positive regulation of blood pressure.
AUGGAUUCAUCGCAUUCCUCCAGCAACGCAACCCCUCUGUGCUUCUCCAUCAACAGCCCUCCGUUCGAAUACAACCACACCGUUGCUUCGGCGUAUUUCUCGGUCGUGUUUAGCGGACUGGGUCUCAGCUCCAACCUCUUCGCUUUGGUGGUGCUGGCCAAGACGUUCCAUCACACCAAAAGUCGCGCUCGUUCCAACUUCCUGCUCUUCCUCGGCGCCCUGGUGUUCAUCGACUUCAUGGGACUACUGGUGACGGGCUCCAUCGUGGUCUCCUUCCACAUCACGCGCUUCAACUGGCGCGAACUGGACCCUCACUGCCACUUCUGCAACUUCAUGGGCAUGUCAAUGAUCUUCUACGGCCUAUGCCCGUUGCUGCUCGGUGCCACCAUGGCCAUCGAACGUUUCAUAGGCAUCAACCGACCGUUCGCUCGUUCCUCGAGCAUGACGAAGAACCGAGCGUGCUCCACGGUGGUCAUGGUUUGGAUUACGGCCGGCUGUAUCAGCCUGCUGCCCCUCACCGGGCUAGGAAGCUACCACCUGCAGAUGCCCGGCUCCUGGUGUUUCCUCAACAUCAGCUCCAAACCUCUGGAUAUGACCUUCAGCCUGAUCUUCUCGCUGGUCGGCUUGUUGUCGAUCGCCGUGUCCUUUCUGCUCAACACGGUGAGCGUGAUCACUCUUCUGAAGGUGUGCUGUGGACAGGACAGCCAACAGCGGAGACGAGAUUAUGAAGUGGAGAUGAUGGUGCAGCUCAUCUUGAUCAUGGUCAUCGCCUCCAUCUGCUGGUGCCCACUACUGAUUUACAUAUUGAGGACAGUUGUGUUGUCCGAACCUGUCCAGCCGCAUAGCAUUCUGUUUUUUCUUCGAAUGGCCACCUGCAAUCAAAUAUUUGACCCCUGGAUUUACAUCUUAUGUCAAGAGUCUAGACUGAGGUGUUUAUUGCGAAGACCGUGUUGUCGGGCAGCAGGCUCGAAGUUCGCUACCUUCUUCUCUGGCUUCGUUUUGCGACGGGGAACCAGGUCUUGGAUCCCUGGGUCUACAUCUUAUUCCGACGUUCCGUACUGAAACGUAUCUACCCCAGGAUGGAUUGGUCCCGUGGCUCCAUCAUCAGCCUGUACCCGUCCUUUUCCACCUCUAUUCGCAAGCUCACGCGCGGCUCGCUGGGAGGAACGCUCGGACAAUUGGAAAAUCCAGACGGGGCCAAA